Messenger RNA from Triticum aestivum (bread wheat), 1134 nucleotides. RefSeq lists its product as uncharacterized. The transcript has a single exon. The coding region runs from base 534 to 1001 and encodes 155 amino acids. The record is from RefSeq and is a predicted model, not a curated record. NCBI's taxonomy places the organism in Eukaryota, Viridiplantae, Streptophyta, Magnoliopsida, Poales, Poaceae.
AGGCAGAGUGCGAGGUCGAUCAAAUCUGCAUGCAGCGGCAUCUGCAACCGUAUUGCCGGUACACGGUUAGCCGCCGGCGGAUUUGCGUGCGUGCGCAUGCAGUUCUGUUUUGGGCUCCACGAUCCUAUCUCCCACAUGCCACAAAGGCGAAACCGAACGCGGAAAAGGACGCGCCGGCCACCACCCGUCCUGAGCUCCUGAUCGAGACCCCCGGCCGUCACAUCCGUCGGCCGAUCAAACCUUGCCGAACUAACCCUGUUUGCGCCGCUAUAAAACCUCCAGGAAACCCGCCACGUUCCUCGCCGGCCUGUGUAGUACAGCUACAGCUAGCACCGCGUCGUACCCGCAUACCACCGAACCAAGAACCAGACCUCUCGACCCCACCGCGAGCAUGCGCUUCGCGUGCACGGCGGCACCACUCUGCUACCACCUCCGCUCUUCUUCUUCCUCCUCUCGGACCACGCCGUCUCUUCGUCUUCUUCAUCUCGGAUUCUACGAGCUAGCUAGCGUGAUUCACUGAUCUCUAGCUGGAGAUGGGUAUAGGCAAGGAGCCCGGAGCUGUCGCGGCGUGCGGGGCGGUGGCGUUCUCCUGGGAGCAGGAGCCGGGGGUGUCCAAGGAGAGCCCGGCGGCCGAGACGACGAAGCUGCCCUCCGGCGGAAGGAGUACUACGCCGGAGAGCACCAAGAAGGCGGAGGCACGGACGCACCAGCUGCGCGUGCCGCCUCCGCCGGGAGGUCCCGGAGCGCCGUCCCUGUCGCCGCCGGUGAAGGCGGCGAGGAGCAGGUCCAGCCGACGGGGCGUCCGGCCGGAGGAGGACCCGUUCCUCGCGGCCUACGUCGCCUGCACGGCCAGCGGCAGGAAGACCGGCAGGGGGCACACCGAGGCCCAGAAGAUGCUCGGGUGGGCCGGGCUUAGGUUCGCUCUUGGGCUCGGCCUCUCUUGCAAGACCUCUUGUGGUGUUGCAGAGGAGAGCGUCGUCAGGCUGACCAAAAACCCCUGAAAUGGAUGAUCAUCAGAUUGACCAUUUCCGGUGUUUUUUGUAUUAUACGAUUUUCUUUGCCAUUUUGUACUACUGCUGAUGUCCCGUGGUGCAGAUCAUAUUCGUUACUGGGUGAGAAGUAGUGCCAAACAAA